ACCUUAUACCCACGUGGGCGGAGGUGGAUAUGGAAACUUGUACCCGCCAUAGUUGGCGGGCAGGUGGCGGGUAUGGAAAAUUUAGGUGGAGGUGAGUGUAGAUUCAGGGGUAUCCGCAUUCGCCCCGCCCAUUUGCCAUCCCUAGAAUCUCCUGGCCGUCUCGGUCUCUAGCCAAGUUUGCCGGCUCUAGCUCAAAAAAGACAAAAAGUCCGUCUGUGCAAUUGCUCGGCUUCCCAAUCAUGUCCGCAAUCUCAACGUUGAUCUUCUCUGUCCUCCAUCACAAACCAAAAUCCCUCCAUAACUUAAAACAACUCCACGCCUUACUCAUCACCACUGGCCUUAAAUCUCCUUGUACAUUAGCCAAACUCAUCCAACAUUAUUUCUCUCUCUCUCCUCACCAAACUCCCAACCACUAUGCCCAUCUCAUCGUCAAUCAUGAAACUGACUGCCAACUUUUCCUUCUCAACACUUUGAUCAAAUGCAGCUUACCCAAAAACUCCAUUUUCAUUUUCGCCAAAUGGGUUUCACUUUCCUCCAUUGUUUUCGACGAUCACACCUUCAUUUUUGCACUUGGUGCUUGUGCUAGAUCGUCUACUCCAUCAUCGGCUUUAUAUGAAGGAAAACAAAUACAUUCUCGCGCUUUCAAACUCGGGUUUAUGGCCGACCUUGUUGUAUCAACAACUGCUGUGAAUUUUUAUGCAAGCAAGGGUUGUAUUGGUUUUGCUAGGAAGGUGUUUGAUGAAAUGCCUGAGAGAAGUAGUGCUACUUGGAAUGCGCUUAUUACAGGGUAUUCCUCGCAGAAACAUAACUCCCGUGAGAAUUCCAUGAAAGCAUUGGUAGCUUUUAAGGAUAUGAUGGGUGAUGAAUUGGGUGUAAAACCGAAUGGUGUGACUAUUGUUUGUGUGCUUUCUGCUGUUUCGCAGCUCGGUUCGCUAGAGAUUGGAAGUAGUGUUCAUGGUUAUAUAGUGAAAACGAUUGGCGCCUUCGAAAACGAUGUGUAUGUUGGUACAAGUUUAGUUGAUAUGUACUCUAAAUGUGGGUGUCUUAGUAUUGCAUCCGAAGUUUUUGCUAUGAUGAAGACCAGGAAUGUGCUUACUUGGACUGCAAUGGUUACAGGAUUAGCAUUCCAUGGGAAAGGGAAAGAAGCAAUGGAGUUAUUAAAAGAUAUGAAGCAAUGUGAUGUUAGGCCGAACUUUGUAACAUUCACAAGCGUUUUAUCUGCUUGUUGUCAUGUAGGACUUGUUGAAGAGGGCCUUAAUUUAUUUUACAACAUGGAGAGUGAAUUUGGUGUCGCGCCUCAGAUUGAGCACUAUGGAUGUAUUGUCGAUCUUCUUGGAAAAGCAGGGCAUUUGAGAGAGGCUUAUGAUUUUAUAGUUGGAAUGCGCACGAAAUCGAGUCCUGUCUUGUGGAGGAGUUUGCUUGGUUCGUGUAGGCUUCAUGGGGAUAUAGUGAUGGGUGAGAAAGUAGGGAAGGUGCUCCUUCAGCUCCAACCAGAUAUACACUUUGGGGAUAUAGGAGCUCCUAGUCGAGAUUAUAUAGGUCUUUCAAAUGUUUAUGCAUUGGCUAAAAGGUGGGAAGAUGUGGGAACAGUUAGGGGGGAGAUGAUGAUUAAGGGUUUAGAAGUCGAACCCGGUCAUAGCGAUAUCCAAUAAACGAUCUGGUUUUGGCUGGUUAAAUUUUUGAGCAUGAAAGAUUGGCUGAA
Beta vulgaris subsp. vulgaris (sugar beet) is the source of this 1702-nucleotide messenger RNA. RefSeq names its product pentatricopeptide repeat-containing protein At3g18970. Bases 240 to 1652 code for a protein of 470 amino acids. The transcript has a single exon. Gene Ontology annotation, biological process: RNA modification. NCBI's taxonomy places the organism in Eukaryota, Viridiplantae, Streptophyta, Magnoliopsida, Caryophyllales, Amaranthaceae. Gene Ontology annotation, molecular function: protein binding; RNA binding. The record is from RefSeq and is a predicted model, not a curated record.